UCCAUAACCACUUCGAGACUGUAAUACGCGGUCCAAGGCCACGGUGGACGGUCAAGAUCGAAAAAAAAGAAAAAAAAACGGAAGGGUGACGGUCAGUCAUCGGGAAUUUUCGGGGUGAUAACGGUGCGCUUAGAUCUUGGUGAAAAGCGAACAAACUCGGUGGAAAAAAAAAAAAACCAUGAGAAUAUUCGCGUCAAUCGUUUUUAUCCUUGGACUUGCUCUGUAUGUUCAUUGCGAGACGACGGAGGAAGGCAAUCAAGAAGAGGAUGGCGUCGGCCUUCUCGAUUGUAUGCUCGCAAGCAACACCGGAAGUUGUCUCAGAUCGAGACUGUCUCGUGACUUGGAUCAAAUCGAAUUGGAAGUUACCGGAAAGAAGAGUGAACCGCCGAUGAGCACGGUGGUCGCACAGGCUGGCAAUAUCAUCGCGGAGAUCGUUGAUGAUCUACAAGAGAACGGCGCCGAAGGAAUUAUCGAAGAAGAUGAUGCUGAAGACGAAAAUGCGGAAGAGGCGCGCAAGAAGAAAUUCGGCAAGAAGAAGAAGAAGCAUCUGCAAAAACUCCUGGCACUUGCAAUGUUGAUAAAAGCGAAGAUCGGCCUGCUGCUGCAGCUCAUCAGCACGCACUUCCAGCUCAAGUUCUUCGUCAUCGCCGUCGUAUCAUUGAUACUGAACGCCGCUAGGUUCUGGAUAGAGAUCAAGAAAAAUCACCCCUCCAAGGUUAUCUACUACGAACACGCACAACAUCAGCAUCACUACGAUCAUGAUGAUCAUGAACACGGUUAUUGGGGAAGAUCAUCGAAUGAGACACCUCAAGAGCUCGCUUAUCGUGCUUAUGUGCCCACGGAAUGAUAUUAGAAUUGCACAAAUCUGACCGAAGAGACAAGAGAUUUUGCGCUAGAAAGAUCAAAGAAGAAUCGAAAAAUGACGCAAUCUCAUUGUAAAACAAUUACAGUCACAGUCUUUAUUUUAGAAAAGAUUCUAGAAAAUUUUCAGUCUGGAAAUAUUUAAGACACCAUGCGCAUUGAGCGAUAUUUAUUUAUUUUUUGUAUUCUAUACAUUUAUUUAUUUAUUUAAUUUAUUGCAUCGAAGCCAAUGUUAUCCGAUCGUUUUGAGUUUAUUUAAUAACAAAUGAUCGCAGAUUUUUAUCUGAAUUGUAAUUAUCACAUAUAAAAAGAAUAUUCGAUUCCUAAUCGCCUUAGGUUAUACCAAAGUUACUUACGAGUACCUGUUCUAUUACGCCACGCAAAGAUUUUUUUAGGAUCAGCUAUUGUAAUUAAAAGAACAUACUAUUACUCGUAUCGUGACUUAGCAAAUACGAUUAAAUCUAAGUUUAACAUUUUCUGUGUGUGAAUAUUUACGUAAGAUAAUAAUAAAAUGUUAAAAAUGCUAUGCAGCUCAAAGAGAGAAUCUUUCUUUAUAAGACAAUAAUAAUUUACAGUAGCAGAAUCAAAUAAUUUCUACA
This is a messenger RNA of Cataglyphis hispanica, 1460 nucleotides long. RefSeq lists its product as uncharacterized. Bases 179 to 847 code for a protein of 222 amino acids. The record is from RefSeq and is a predicted model, not a curated record. The transcript has 2 exons. Lineage: Eukaryota; Metazoa; Arthropoda; Insecta; Hymenoptera; Formicidae.